This is a messenger RNA of Closterium sp. NIES-65, 690 nucleotides long. NCBI's taxonomy places the organism in Eukaryota, Viridiplantae, Streptophyta, Zygnematophyceae, Desmidiales, Closteriaceae. The record is from the annotation of a GenBank genome assembly.
AUGGACUGGGGCAAUGUGACGGGCGAGGAGCUGCUCGACGCGCUGCGGGAGGUCGAGUGGUCCACGCCGCCUCGCCCGCUCGCGGAGUUCGUGCAGCGCUUCUCCGCGCCCAAGAACGCCAGCAACUAUCGCACCAACUACUACAUCCUUGUCUGCUUCAUCAACGCCUGCUGUUUCGCCCGUAACCCGCUCGCGCUGUUCGCUGUGCUCUUCGCCGCCGUCGCCUUCGCGAGCCUCAACGACAGGUCAGUCGCGCUUGCUGCCACGGCCGUGUGGCUAGGCUCGACUAGCAUCCCCAUUUCAGCUCCCUCUUCUCUGACCCCUCGUCGCUCUCUCUGCCCACCAUUCUCCCCCCCUUCCCAUCUCUGUCUCCACUCGUUCCCACCCCUUCCCCUCCCCUCCCCUCCGCCUCUCCCACCCCUCCAUCCUCUUCCCACUCUUCUCCCCGUGCCCUACCAUUCUCCACCGUCCACAAUUCCUUUCACUCCUUGUUGGAGCUUUUUCCUUGGUUGCCCUCUCCCCAUCUCCAUUCCCCUUCGUCUUUCCUCAUCACCUCCUCCCCCCAUCUCCCCUCCUCUCUCCCACACUCCCCAUCCCCCUCCUCUCCUCCCCCUUCCCCAUCUCCCCAUCAUCUCCCAUUUCCCCCUCCCGCACCCCGCAGCUUCGCGCUGUCACUCAGCGAGCGCCUGA